Molecule: messenger RNA, 1391 nt
Organism: Mangifera indica (mango)
Lineage: Eukaryota; Viridiplantae; Streptophyta; Magnoliopsida; Sapindales; Anacardiaceae
Product: WAT1-related protein At3g30340-like
Exons: 6
Coding region: 98-1213 (371 amino acids)
Cellular component (GO): plasma membrane
Molecular function (GO): transmembrane transporter activity
Source: RefSeq, a predicted model, not a curated record
AAGAGAUAAGUGUCCCAGGAGAUCAGUUGUUAACAAAGAGAUAGAUAGAUUGAUAGGGAAGGUCUUUCUGCAUCUAGAGAUUGAUUGUCCUACUAAGAUGAAGAGCUGCAAUGAAUGGAAACCCUUUUUUGCAAUGAUUUCAAUUGAAUUUGCUUUUUCCAUUGUGAAUAUUCUUCUUAAGAAAGUCCUUGACCAAGGCAUGAAGGAUUUGGUUUUUAUCACAUACCGCCUCUCCAUCUCUACCAUUUUCUUAGCUCCAAUCGGCUACUUUUGGGAAAGGAACAACAGACCAAAGCUCACACUUCGCAUCUUGUGUUACCUAUUCUUCAGUGCAAUUGUGGGGACUUCAUUAACCCAAUACUUUUUUCUUCUUGGAAUUCAAUACACAUCUGCAACAAUUGCAUGUGCCUUCAUCAAUGUGGUUCCUGUGCUCACAUUUCUGAUGGCACUACCGUUUGGGUUAGAGAAUGUGAACAUAAAACGCAGCAGUGGAAGAGCCAAAGUAAUUGGCACCCUGGUGUGUAUUGCCGGGGCUAUGAUGCUGACCCUGUACAGAGGAAUGCCUUUGUUCAGCCAUUCACACAUUCAACCUGCAACAUCAACCAUGAAUGGUGUUAAGGAGAUGCACUCUGCCAGAAGAACUGAGAGAUGGACCCUUGGAACAAUUGCUUUGACAGUAGGAACCAUCUUGUGGUCUUCAUGGUUUCUUAUUCAAACAAACAUAAGCAAGAGAUAUCCCUGCCAAUAUUCAAGCACUGCCAUCAUGUCCUUCUUCGGGGCCAUUCAGUCAGCCAUCUUGUGUUUGAUCACCAGUAGGAAUUUUUCCAUCUGGGUUCUCAAAGGGAAUAUGGAAAUUAUAGCAAUCCUUUAUGCUGGAAUGAUAGGAUCUGGCUUGUGCUUUGUGGGAUUGUCAUGGUGUGUGAAGAAGAAGGGUCCUGUUUUCACAGCAGCCUUUAGCCCUCUUGUUCAGAUAUUGGCAGCCAUGUUUGAUAUUCCAUUCUUGCAUGAGCAACUCCAUCUUGGAAGUCUGUUGGGGUCAAUCAUUGUGAUUAUUGGUUUGUACAUACUUUUGUGGGGCAAGAAAAAGGAAAUGCAGAACUGUGCUAUCAAAGUAGCUCAAGAACAAGCUGAAGAAAUCAAGCAACAAGAGCCACAGUUGCAGGUCCUCACUGUCUCUACUGAUUCAGAUUGUCCUCGAAACCAAGUUUCUUGAUAAGUUUUUCUGUAGAAAACAAAAAAAAAAAAGUAUUCCAUGUUACUACAGAUUGAACUUUAUGGCAUUUGGAUAGUUGUUUGUUAAUAAACUCAGUUUGUAUACUUUUUCAAUGUCUCUCAUUCAAUCUGCCCACAAAAUAAAAGUUAAUACAGCAGUUUGCAAAGUUCUAGCGUUA